Messenger RNA from Pantherophis guttatus, 8152 nucleotides. RefSeq lists its product as uncharacterized. The record is from RefSeq and is a predicted model, not a curated record. NCBI's taxonomy places the organism in Eukaryota, Metazoa, Chordata, Lepidosauria, Squamata, Colubridae.
GAUCUUCAGUUGUGACUCCCCAGGGUGAGAGAAAUGCAUUUCCUGGGCUACACGGUGAAGAUUUUUCCUGACCUCAAGUUUUUAGGGAGCCAGAAAUCUCCAUGGGCCGCUGCUACUUCUCAUGAUGAUCAUGAUAUCCUGCCUGGGAACGAUGCCAUCUGUUUUGACCCAGCCGUCGAUGCCCUGGCUGCUUCUGUUGUAAGGCGAGGGGCAAGGCCGAAAGGCAGCCCUCGAGUUCAGGGUCCGACUGCUUUUCCUGCUUUGAGAGGGCGGAGGGGGUGGGUGAGCCUGAGCUGCUCUCCCUCCCCUCCCUUCCAGAAGGAACCCAUAGGCAAAAUCUUCUCAGUGCCCUGCAGUUCUCACUGCACUCCCCGCUGGCCACUGGGCAGGGCCAGCCAUCCUUCCUGCCAGGGCCCCAGGGCCUCACCUCGCUCAUCCCGAGGUGAGACGCGGGCCUCCCUUGCGGGGGACAAAAUGGCAUCGGGGAGAGGAGAAACAGCUGCCCUUCACCUCCAGCUGCAGGGGGCUGCCGAGCCGAGCCCGCGGCCGGCCAUGAAGAUGGAGGACACGGCUGUGCAAGAGAUGGGGCGGGGCGGAGUCUCGCGCUUCCUUCAGAUCGGGUCCACGCGGGAGUUCUUAUCUGGAGAGGCUUCGCGCCACGUCAAACAGGAGCCGGAUGAACUUCUCCCGCCCCAUCAAUGGGCUCCCCCGAGGCAGGAGUUUUCUCCAUCGGGGUGGAGAAACUCGGCUCUACCCAAACCCCUAACGUGGGACACUAGCUCUUUCCAGGCCCCAUACGAGGCUCCGGCCAACCCAAGCCCGUGGCCCUCGGGAGGAUGGGGAGGACAGACUCUGGCCAGCCUGAGCAGGGGGACUCAAACGGUCUAUAGCAGCCAGGAGCACCAAGAACGGAGGACCUACCGGGGCCUCAAGGAAGAGCCUCCGAACGAAGGGACGGUCGGCGUAGAGAUCCGGCGCCAGCGUUUCCGGCGGCAUCGCUACCAAGUGGCUGAGGGCCCCCGCGAAGCCUGCAGGCAGCUGCAGGAGCUUUGCCACGAGUGGCUCCAGCCAGAGAGACGCACCAAGGAGCAGAUCCUGGAGUUGCUAAUCCUGGAGCAAUUCUUGACCAUCCUCCCCCAGGAGAUGCAGAGCUGGGUCCGAGAACGGGGGCCGGAGACCUGCAGCCAAGCAGUGGCUUUUUCGGAAGAGUUCCUGGUGCAGCAGAGAGAGACCCAAAGGAAAGAGACACAGGUGAUGUGGUCCUUCGAGGAGUUGAUGUUGAACCCUACCCGGCCACCAUCUGUCCAGUAUCCUGCCAUGACACAGCAGGUCCCUUACCCCACGGUGGCACUGCCCAUGCAGUACCCACCCUUGGCACCACAGUCCCAGUAUCCUGCCAUCGGACAGCCGGCCCCCCAUCCCAUUGUGGCGGAGCGAAUGCCAGCAGAUGCUCGGCAGAGGAUGAUCGGCAGGAAGUCCGUGGCAGAUGAUGGCGCCACCCUCCGCCCUUACGGGCCUAUCCAGGAGUUCCGGAGGCCCCUCACCAAUGCCGAACGGAUGAGGAACCGGAGGAUGAGGAACCGGAAGCAGCGCUUGGAGACCAGCAUGCAGCUGGUGGAGUCGGCCUCCCGGGCCCCCUCCAUGCUGUUGGAUGCCAUGCGGGGCCUGCACUGUCACGAUCUGAAGGCCUUUGACAGGGCCAGGCAGGAGGAAAGGCAGCACCGCAAACAGGAACGGCGGCAGGAUCGAGCCACGGCGCAGCUGAUGGUCGACGCCAUUAAACGCUCCCACAGCGACCUGGGGGAGUUCCUGGGAAGGCAGACCUCCGCCAUGGCUGCCAUCGCGGAGGUCUUUACGGGUCAGAAGUCACCCGCCCAGAGCACCCACACCAACUACAGCUCUUACUCAGGGCACAGCAACCCGCCCUGGGGUCCUCCAGAGCCUGGAGCUCCAGUACCAUCCGGCCAUGUCCCCGGCAUGCCUUCCGAGCCGGUAACCGGUCCAGUUAUUCCCUGCCCGGUGGCUCCGGUGGCUCUGCCUGGUGGCAGCGGUGACCCAGUCCUGGAGCCGUCUCCCACCGAUGGACCAAGCGAGGCUGCUGCGCCCGACUCCCCAAAGCCUUCCACCUCUGAUGCCACUUCCCGUGGUCUUGAUGGCAGGCCCAGCAGGGGCACCAAAAGGAAGACGUGGGACUGAGGACUCGUAACUCGCUCUUUAAAAAAAAGUAGUUUUUUUUUUAGGCCCAUUUCAUUUCCAGUUGCCACCCUGGCAAACCCCACUAUGUCUCCCUGUCCGUAGUGUGUUAGGAGGACAGCCCAUCUUAUCUAUGCAAGGAAGCAUAAGGCAAAGCUUCAGGCCCAUAGGAAGGAUUGCUGUGGGCUUCCGAGUCCAUGGGAUUACGGAUUAUAAAAGAGAGAAAGCAGCAGAUAGCCUGAUCUGUUGCAGAUGGAUUAGGAGUGCAGCUUUGGGGCAAGUGGCAUCUGCCCAUCUGCAAAAUAGGAAUAACCAACCCGCGUUUACAUAGUCACUUAAAAAGAAGAUACUGUAAAGGUCAAUUUACUUCUCCGGUAAUUAAAAGGAGGCGGUGAAAAUUGUAAGCUCUUCAAAUGACCACAAGAGGCUCUAUUCGUCUGUCCAUUUCUCAGUUACAAUUUAUUUAUUGUAUUUAUUGUAUACACGAAUAUACACACACACACACAUAUACUGCCUAAUAAUAGUGAAAAACCAAGUUGGUUCCAACAAUCAAAACACAGGCUUGCAAAGUUAAAAUAGCGAUGUGGGUGGUGGUGGUGGAAUAAAGUGUUUACCGAGCUGCUGCUUCAAAUAAGAUUCCUUUUAUACCCAUUUUGCAGAUGGGAGGGCAGGGAGUGAGGCUGAGGCUUUGAGGUGUGCCAAAUGUUUUCGCAUCUGGAUCUUAGAAAGGUCUCAUCCCGACCUCAAAAGUGGUGGCUCUGACUUCAUGGGCAGAUCCUUGUAAACCUCUGGAAUAAUCUCCCACGUUUCUGGGAGAUCAUAAGUCAGGCUGGAUCUCUGAAAACAUUUAACCUUUCUCUCCUGAGUCUCAGUUGGGUUGGGCUGUUUGUUUUUCCAGAUUCUAAUACCUUUUUUUUUUUUAAUGCACCGUUUGAUUCUACAGUGGUAAAGGGCAUCUUGAAAUAAAUGGCUGUUUCUGUUAGGAUAGCUUUAUAUUUUCUAAUGUAAAGAGUUCCCAGCCUUGUUUUUACCCUGCUUUUGCUGAGAAAUUAGGGCUUUUCCUCCACUUCAAAUCCAGUAAACUGAACAUUAACCAUCCUGUUGCCUUGAUUCCGGAUGUAGUAUUUUUAGACCUGUUGAAACAGAAGGCAAAAGAACCAUGGCUUCCCUUGUCCGUUUCUUGUUUGUCUGUUCAUUUUUUUAAAAAAACUCACUUUGUCCCCAACGCGCUGGGUAGAAAGCAGUGGCGGGUUGCCCCCGGUUCGCACCGGUUCUAUAGAACUGGUAGUAAAACUGGUGGGAGGCUCCGCCCACCGAUCCCGACGUCACCAUAACGUUUCUGCACAUGCACAGAAGCUUCUGCGCAUGUACAGAGAAGUGUGCACGCGGCCCCGCUGUGAACCGGUAGUAAAGGUAAGGAGCCUUGGUAGUACAGUGGUCUAAAGCACCCUGUUAUUAAGACCAGCUGCCUGCAAUUACUGCAGGUUCGAAUCUCGCCAGGCUCAAAGUUGACUCAGCCUUCCAUCCUUUCUAAGGUAGGUAAAAUGAGGACCCAGAUUGUGGGGGCAAUAAGCUGACUUUGUAUAAAUAUACAAAAGGAUGAAGGCUAUUGCUUAGCGCAUUGUAAGCCGCCCUGAGUCUCUGGAGAAGGGUGGCAUAUAAAUAAAAAAAUUUAAAAAAUUAAAAAUUAAUUAAUUAGAACCCACCCCUGGUAGAAAGGCUUAAAAUGGAACUGGAGAUUAUGACAAGGCCAGAGGUGGUAUUCAGCCAGUUUGGGCAAACCGGUAGUAGCGACCUGCAGGCUCAAUCCUGUCCUAUAUUGCUGUGUUUUUGACGCCGUACGCAUGUGCGGAUGGCACGCGUGAGCAAAUUGCCGUGUUGUUUGGCGCCGCAUGCAUGCACUCACAUUUCCGGUGCUGGGUGAACCGGUUGGAACAGUAUGUGAAGGCCACCUCUGGACAAGGUCCAUAAUUUUCUGAUCUAAAAUCAGAGGUGGGCUUGACAUACUGUUCCAACCAGUUCACCUAGCACCGAAAAUGUGAGCACGUGUGCGCCAUCCACGCAUACAUGCGGCGUUACAAAACACAGCAAUUCGCUCACAGGCGCUGUUCGCACAUGUGUGCAGCAUCCAAAGUGCUGCACCAAGGAGCCUUGGUGGUGCAGUGGGCUAAAGUGCUGUUAAAUAGCACCAGGUGCCUGCAAUUACUGCGCGUUCAAAUCUCACCAGGCUCAAGGUUGACUCAGCCUUCCAUCCUUCCGAGGUAGGUAAAAUGAGGACCCGGAUUGUGAGGGCAAUAAGCUGACUUUGUAUAAAAAAAGAACACCGCUUGGGGGGGGCCAAAAGCCCUACUAAGCAGGUAUAUACAAAAGUAUGAAGGCUAUUGCUUAAUUCAUUGUAAGCCACCCUGAGUCUCCGGAGAAGGGCGGCAUAUAAAUCGAACCAAUAAAUAAAUAAAAACUCAGCAACAUAGGAUGGGAUUGCCCACCCGCAGGUUCGAACCGGCUGUAUACUGCCGAACUGGCUGAAUACCACCUCUGUCUAAAAUGACUUUUGGCGUUGCAGGUAAAGUCCUGCUUAACACCGGAAGUGAUUAAGUUGGGGAAUGAACAGCUGGACUGGAUCAAGGAGCCCAAAUCACAAUUCCAGCUGCAUCUGAGGGUUGUGUCCAAAUUCCUGCUCUUUAGUGAGCCACCUGUAACAUGGCUGGGGUGCCCAUGUUCAUAUGUGCAAAUAAAUAAAAUUAGAUGUCUGAGGCUGCCCCUUUGCCUCUGUAGCACGGUCAUCCCCUUGAGGCACCCAAACGCCAACGUUUGCCCUCCCACCCAAGAGAAAUGCGGGCUGCCUAUUUCCAUUGGUGGCAGAGGGAAGAAGUUGGAUUCUAGUGGCUCGGGCAGGUUGAACUGCCUAAACCUGGAUUCACAUUUUCCAAAACAGCAAAUGGCUCAUUUUCGCCUUUUAAGUGGAAGAGGGGGGGUUAUGGGGUUCUAUGGAGAAUGCCAGCAUUUGAGGAAAAGGAUGUUUGGCCAAGGAAACCCCCCUGGAGUGGUACAUUCCUGAAUUAGGCACUCUAUUGCAGGGCUAUCCAACCUUGGCAACUUUAAGACUUGUGGACUUCAACUCCCAGAAUGCCCCAGCCAGCCAUGGGAAUUCUGGGAGUUAGAAGUCCACAAGUCUUAAAGUUGCCAAGCUUGGGCACCCGUGUUCUAUUGCUUUAAAUCAAUUGGGAAUAUCCUAAAAUUUGGACUGAAAAACUGCAGAAUCGCUCAGUCUAGAAGAGACGGACCAACGGAGGGAAACUAAUCACGGAGAGAAACAUUCUAGAACCAGGGAGAAACUUCUUAACAGUGAGGACAAUCAACCAGUGGAACAGCUUUGCCUUCUGAAGUUGUGGGCGCUUCAUCACUGGAGGUGUUUAAGAAGAGACUGGACAGACACUUGUCUGAAUUGGCAUAGGGUCUCCUGCUUGAACGGGGCUGGACUAGAAGACCUCCAAGGUCCCUUCCAGCUCUAUUCUGAUUGAGUUGAGGUUUGCAUCUCUCCAGAACCAGGGCUAGAAAUGGGGGGAGAGGCCUUGCUUCCAAAAGGCCUGGCAUCUAUUGGAAGUGCCAGGUUCUCUUCCUUAUUCUCUCUGCAAGGAGAGGGAACUGCAGCGUCUGCACCCCAAACUCCUUGGUGCCAAUUGGUCUUCAACAAAGCAAAUGGAUGGGAGAAAAGAACCCCUCAUUUUUUUUGUCUAUUCCCCGCCCUCCUCAAAAAAUCUGGAACAGAUAGUACUUUUAAUAAUUCCACUGUGGUAAAAUAUCGGCUAGCAAUUAUUUUUUUUUAAGACUUGCAUCCUUUAAAAAUAGGGCAAUACAGAGACGUGCAAUGAACAGUAAGCAAAAUAACAAUAGUUGGAAGGGAUCUUGGAGGUCUUCUAGUCCAACCCCCUACUCAAGCAGGAGACCUUUAUACCAGGGGUCAGCAACCUGUGGCUCUGGAGCCACAUGUGGCUCUUUCACCCCUCUGCUGCGGUUCCAUCACUCAAAAUAUGUGUCACAACUGCCAGUGUGUGACACCCGCCGGCACGUGAUUUAUUGAGCUUUUCAACCCCCGGUAGGCCAACCAUGGAUAAAUCCAAGAAAAGAAAAAUUUCAGAAGAAAACAGAACAUUUAAUUCAACUACAUAUACUAGUUUUGUGGCUGCUCAAUAAAUAGUCAGGCACGGGAAGGGUUUUGUGGCUCCCGGUGUUUUCUUUUCUGUGGGAAACGGGUCCAAAUGGCUCUUUUGAGUGUUUAGGGUUGCAGAUCCCUGCCCUAUACCAUUUCAGACAAGCGACUGUCCUGUCUCUUCUUAAAAGCUCCAGUAAUGGAGCAUCGACAAUCUGGAGACAAGCUGUUCCACUGAGAUAGUUCUAGGUUGCUUCUCUCCUUGAUUAGUUUCCAUCCAUUGCUUCUUUGUCCUGCCUUUGGAGAAUAGAUUUGGUGACCUAAAUUGGAUGCAGUUUUCCAGGUCUUACUAAGCAAGAUGAGUUGGAGGGCGGGGGGACAUUUUUUGGCUGCAGCUCAGUCCUAGCAAGCCGCUGAGUUUAAUAUCUGGGAGAUUACCACCCCAUCCCCACCCCUGGCAUGUUUGUUGGGAUGUGACCUGCUUACUUCCAUCCAAUACAUGGCAAUCCCCAUGUAAAAAGCUGAUAUGGUAGUAACGACACCCUUCUCCCUGCCUUCUCCCUGACAUCUGUGCUUUCUACGCAGAGGAACAAGUGUGUUUUGUCCUGUCAGUCCUUAUCUGCAGCCCGAGCUGGUUUAGGCCUCACAGGCCUGGUUUUCUUGUCACCCCAAGGUGCGUCCCUCUGGAAGGGUCCUAGAUGAGAUCCUGGCUGUCUAGCAGGGAAUUGGCGCAUGCUGAUGACCUACAGUAGUGGCCAAAAUUGUGGAAACCAUUUGGGGAAAGUGUAUUUUUGAGGUUUGAUGGCUAAUAACACCACUUGUUUUUUGGAGUUUUAAGAUAAUCAUAUUCCACUGCUGGAAUGGCCUGGGAAUAGCCCAAGUCUUAACCCAAUUGAAAAUCUAUGGAGCCGACUAAAGAAACUUGUUAGUCAGAAGCGACCCAGCAACAAAACCCGGUUAACAGAAGCAAUCAUUCAAUCUUGGUUUCACAUUAUAACAGCUGCAGAACUAAAAGACUUGAUUCACUUCUUGGGAAGACAUUGUAAGGCCAUAAUUCAUGCUAAAGGUUACCCAACUAUUAACUGACAUGGUGAUAAUUUUUGUAUAUCUCAUUUUUUUUUACAUGUUUCACUUUUCUUCUUUAUACUGUAACUGCUAUUCUAAUAGCAAAUCCUUCAUAAAAAUUAUUGCAUUACAUCCUUGAUUAAAUUAUCUUUCCAUUGAUAUAUAAUAUUAUGGUACUACUCCAAAAAAAUGGUGUUAUUAGCUAGUUUUAGAAAAUACACUUUUCCCAAAAGGUUUCCACAAUUUUGGCCACUACUGUAUGUGAAUUAUUUUCCCGGAAUCCUCUGCAGAGGGUCAUUUCCCCAAAUCUCAUCCCUUCUGUAAGAGACACUCAGAAGCUGACUGUCUGGGGAAUUCUGGGAGUUGCAGUUCACGUGUCUUAAACUUGCUGAGAUUGAAAAACAGCUUCUGAGUGUCGCAGACUUUUCUCCAUGGAAAUAGUUCUCUCAGAGGCAAAAAGUUUGAAAGCCAGGAUCCUCGGGCCAAAAACAUCCUUUCUCACCUCCGAGUAGUCUAAGGAAAAGGUGCUUCUGAGGCGUCAUCAUCUCUUUAGCAAGAUCCAUCCAAAAGAACAUGGUUUACCUGAUCUUAUUAUUUUUCUCCUUCACCCAGACCAACCCUGUAUCUUUACAAUAUGGAAGGUUGUUUUAACAGUUUUUUUUUUUUCCAAUGCAAGAUCUCUCUUGGGUUAUUUUUUUUUUCUCUUUUAAGUUUUGAAAAUAUCCAAUAAAAGUUUGUAAAUUU